GUUAGGUACGGAAUGGGGCGAAUAGGCGGAAAAUUUCACAACGGGUUGAUUUGGCUAUGAUUGGCUAUGCUUUCGACCCUCGUUCUGGCCAACCGUUGUUUUUGGCGGUUUUUGCUUGCUGCCUUUGACCGAUUCUGCAAAUAUUUCGGCGUGCCAUGACCGUGUGCCUGUGGUGCGACCGUGCUUUGGUUUUUUGUCGGUGACGAGACGAGGCAGCUUCCUUGCAGUGGCUAAUUGAAAUACCAGGAGAUCUGCAGGCCAGAGAAAGAUGACUCGCUGGGCCCGCAGUAAAAGCUCGCACAAGCACGAGCGACAACCACAGGAGGCGACAGCGUGGAAAGACUUUGUGGCACAGCGCCAAGCUCAGCAUCGGGAAAAUGAUGCUGAAGACGUUUUGAGCCCUGCAGGGCCAAGAUGGCCUGACAACCUAGAGCCGAAGGCCAGGGAAGCAGGCAUUCACCGGGUAAGCUUUCCUAAAAAGCCACCAGGAGCCGAUGUGACCACGAAGGACACUGCGGCACCUGCCAAGACCUCCGGUGGUAAACUGGAGCUCAGCAACAAGAAAACGGGACUGGAGAAAAUGCCCAAGGAAAACUCAAGCUUACAGACGAAUAGUGCUGACAGUGAGGUACCUGCAGCCUCUAAGAAGAAAGUGGGUAGAACACUGCCCAAGAAAAGAAAAGCCCCGCUUCAGAAAGAGGAAGUGUCAUCGGGCACCACGGACAACUCGCAGCAGGUCACUGCGGGUGCUGAGGUUCCAUUGCUUGACAAGAAAGCCAACAGUCCUGCUGCCAAGAAGAGAAAGAAAACUCCAAGUGACAAGAAACGACAGGGUCCACCAGCAGGGACUAAACAGAGCGAGUCAAACUCACGAGGCUCCAAGGUGCUUCCAGUUCAGUACAGAGGCAAGGGAACAGCCAAGUUACCUAGUCCACACCAGGAGCAAUUGGAAGAUCUGUCAACAGUGGCUGCUCCGGGACGGUCACAGCCGAAAAAGGGUAGAGGGGCAAGCACUAAGACUUCUGGCGUUGACCAGGGGCAGUUGGAAGAUGCAGACAGUGUCCCUCAGGGAGCCAAGGCUGAGAGGCUCCAGCGGUUACGCAGAGAACGAGAAGCCAAGGGAUUGCUGCUGCUUCCAGAGAAGGUGGAGCGUAAGAUUUACAUGCUGAAGAAGGCCAUGCGCAAGAAGGGGCUGCCGGGAGAGGAGAUUAAGGAGGCCGUCCGCAAGAUGCGCAGGAAAGAGGAGCUGCUCUUCCGCAGGCAGUUGGCAAAGCUGUGCUUCAAGUGCCGCCAGCCAGGCCACCGGGUCCAGGACUGUCCAGUCAUGCUGGGGGACAGCGACCAGGCUGUGGGCAUCUGCUUCAAGUGCGGCUCCACCGAGCACUUCUCUUCAGCGUGUGCCGUGCGCACCAGUGCCAGCAAUGAGUUUCCAUUUGCCAAGUGCUUCAUCUGCCAGCAGCAGGGCCACCUGAGCCGCAAGUGUCCCCAGAAUGAAAAGGGUGCCUACCCAAGGGGCGGGCACUGCAAUUUCUGCGGAGCUGUGGACCACUUCAAGCGGGAAUGCCCAGAGAUGGAGAGGAACAAGAAGAAGGCGGAGGAGGGGGAGGAGGCGUUCGCAAGCGUCGCGGACCUCGCGCAGAGUGCAGAUGCCGAGAACCUCCAGCCCUUCCCAGUGCUGCCCAAGACGAAGAAGUCCAAAGUGGUCACCUUCUAAGGCCGGCCCCCUCUUAAACAUGUGCUUCACUACCCGCAGAGCAGCACUGAACGAAGAGAGUGUUAUUAUGCAACUGUUUUUAGUGUACUGGGAAAGCUCGAAGCUGGGGAAUCUGGUUGUGAAUGAACCUGGUCUUUCAGUAAAAUCGGCAAGCAUGACUCGUGUGUAUUGGCUGACUGAGAGAAAGCAUUCGAGUGGCAGAGGCAGAGAUGAGGAGCAGAAGUAUGCUGCAUAACACUGUUUGCAUAAAUACAAAGUUUUGUGUUUUU
Messenger RNA from Ixodes scapularis (black-legged tick), 1983 nucleotides. RefSeq lists its product as uncharacterized. The record is from RefSeq and is a predicted model, not a curated record. Gene Ontology annotation, molecular function: nucleic acid binding; zinc ion binding. Lineage: Eukaryota; Metazoa; Arthropoda; Arachnida; Ixodida; Ixodidae. Bases 269 to 1714 code for a protein of 481 amino acids. The transcript is spliced from 5 exons.